AUGGCUCACAGUGACUUCCUCUAUCCAGAGAACCCAAGGAGGCGGCAGGAAGUAAACCGGCUUCACCAGCAGCUCCUUGACUGCUUAUCUGACAGCUUCCAUGCCACCAAUAAGCUGAUAGGGGUUCUAAAUACACACUUGGGCUGCACACUGGCCUCCACCGAAAUGAAGAGAGAUGGGACUAUCAAAGAAAAUUGUGACAUCAUCAUCCAAGCCAUAAUGAAUAUCCAAAAUGAACUGCAAAAGGUUGAUGAAGCACUAAAAGAAAAACUAGAACCAACCUUGUAUAGAAAACUUCAGGAUAUUAAGGAAAGGGAAACAGAGAAGAUUGCAAUCGUACAAAAGGUUAUUUCAGUCAUUCUGGGAGAAGCUACAUCUGCAGCCAGUGCAGUGGCUGUUAAACUCGUGGGCUCAAAUGUGACAACUGGCAUAAUUAACAAGUUGGUCACUGUGUUAGCUCAAAUUGGUGCUUCUCUCCUCGGUAGUAUUGGAAUUGCUGUUCUUGGCCUUGGCAUAGAUAUGAUCUUCCGAGCCAUCCUGGGAGCAGUGGAGAAAACACAACUUCAAGCAGCCAUCAAAAGUUAUGAGAAGCAUCUGGUGGAAUUCAAGUCAGCCUCAGAAAAAUAUCAUCAUGCCAUUACUGAGGUCACAGAUAUUGUCAAACACCAAAUGAAAUGA
Molecule: messenger RNA, 678 nt
Organism: Urocitellus parryii (Arctic ground squirrel)
Lineage: Eukaryota; Metazoa; Chordata; Mammalia; Rodentia; Sciuridae
Gene: Smco3
Product: single-pass membrane protein with coiled-coil domains 3
Source: RefSeq, a predicted model, not a curated record